AUGGAUGAUUCUAUGGACUUUAUUCCAAGCGGAACUGUAAAUGAUUCGGCAUGUUGUUCUGCAGGGGAGAGCUAUACCCAUACAUACCGGCAGUCAACCUCUUUUCAAGGGAAUUCAUCACUUUUAAAUCCUAAUAUUCUCGAGACAACAGAAUUUAACGAUGGCAUGCACGCUGGCAUUGUAUUAGCUAACUUGUCUGGUUUUCGAGACCGGAAGUUCAUGUGCGAUGUGGAGAUCGAAGUCGAUGGCCAAGUAUUUCUAGCGCACGGAUAUGUUUUAGCUGCAGCAAUUCCUUAUUUCUAUUCAAUGUUCGCGUCAGAUAUGAUGGAAGCACACCAGAAAAGGAUUGUUAUUAAGGACCUUCCUGUGUCAGCUUUUAAAGAAUUGCUGAAUUAUGCCUAUACUAGUAGAAUACGGAUAAGUGGAGACAAUGUUCAGCAGUUAUUAUAUGCCGCCUCUAUACUUCAGAUGGAUGCAGUUUGUGGCGCCUGUCAGAAGUUUCUUACCCAAUAUUUGACAACUUCAAACUGUUUGUCGAUAAGGCACUUUGCAGAACAACACAACUGUGUUUCUUUAAUGUUCUCUGUUGAUGAGUUCACAAUGGAGCAUUUCCCGGAACUUCGACAAUUGCACGAGUUUCUUCAAAUUCCAUUCAAUCAUCUGGUAGAUCUUUUGAAAAGUCCAGAUCUCAAAGUAAAUAAUGAAAUAGAAGUGAGUGUUUCGUUAUACAAACUUCUUCUGGGAGUUGAGCUUGAAAUGUUAAAGUGUGUAUUUGAAACUGUUAUGCAAUGGGUUGAAGAAAAUGUUACUGACAGGAAACAGUUGUUACCAGAACUUCUUAAUUUGGUUCGUCUCCCAGAGCUUCCUGCUCCGUUCCUACUGGACGUUGUGAGGUGCAAUAGAUUAAUAGUUGACUGUCUGAAGUGUCGGGAAAUAGUGGCAGAUGCCAUCUCUGAAGUACUCCGUUCACGAAUUGCCGAUUUAGUACUUACAAAGAAUGACUGUUUUUCAAAUGAAAAUAAAUUUGUAAGCACUCUCGAUCCAUCCGUUUCUGGAAAACAGUCUCCAAGUGUGAUGUCUUCGGAUGCGGAAAAAGGCAGCGAUAUAUUAAACUGUGAUGUUUCAACUCCUCCUCCUCAAACAACUAGUAAGUGGGCGAACUGUAGGCCGAGGAAGAGUGCUGCUGGCGUGGUUUUUUGCGUUGGUGGUAGAGGUACAUUGGGAGAUCCCUUCCGUUCGGUUGAAGCAUACGACUGGCGGAAAAACAAAUGGUUUGCUGUCAGGGGGAUUCUUAAUUCUGAUCUAACAUGUAAAGCUACACAAUACGCCAUCGGAGGACACGAUGGUUCUAAUCAUCUUAAUACGGCUGAGUGCUUUGAUCCUUCCACUAACAUGUGGCAUAAUGUGGCUUCAAUGGAAAGUCGUCGGCGAGGCAUUGCUGUUGGGACUUUAAUCGGAGCUAUUUAUGCCGUUGGUGGGUUGGACGACAGUGCUUGCUUCCAGACUGUUGAAAGGUACGAUAUUGAAGCAGAUAAAUGGUCAUCUGUAGCUUCAAUGAAUGUACAAAGAGGGGGUGUUGGCGUUGCAGCCUUAGGCCGUUACUUGUACGCGGUUGGUGGCAAUGAUGGCACAUCUUCGCUAGAUUCUUGUGAACGUUAUGAUCCUGUCCUUAACAAAUGGAUUUUAGUGGCGAGCAUGCAGCAUCGCAGGGCUGGUGCUGGAGUUACUGUUUUGGGCGGAUGCUUGUAUGCGAUAGGAGGUUUUGAUGAUAAUGCUCCACUGCCUUCAUGCGAGCGGUAUGAUCCUUCAACCGAUAAGUGGGAGCUUCUGUCCCAAAUGUCUUGUCCUCGAGGUGGAGUUGGAGUUGCGGCAAUGGGUGGAAGGAUAUAUGCUGUUGGUGGUCAUGACGGGGUAAGGUACCUGAAUUCUGUCGAAGCUUAUGACCCACUCUCAAACCAAUGGUCACCGGUCGCCACUAUCAGUACUUGCCGAGCUGGCGCUGGAGUUGCAUGGGCAGAUUGUCACGUCGAUUCUCUGCUACGUCCACCGUCGAUGGCUUUAGGGAAAGAUAGCGGUUGUGCACCAUGUGUUACUGGUGUUGCCCACUGCGUAUGA
Messenger RNA from Enterobius vermicularis (human pinworm), 2115 nucleotides. The record is from the annotation of a GenBank genome assembly. Lineage: Eukaryota; Metazoa; Nematoda; Chromadorea; Rhabditida; Oxyuridae.